GGAGUCGCGCCCACGUCUUGUUGUCCCUCAGUCAGCAGGACGGCAUUGAACAACACAUGGACUUUGAGUCGCGCUUUACACUCCUGCAGCUCUUCGCGGAGACCACCAGCUCGGAGGAACAUUGCAUCUCAUUCGAUGGCAUCCACCUCCCUCAGAUCCCAGGGAAGCAGCUCUUCUCGUUGGUGAAGCGUUACCUGUGUGUGACAUCACUGCUGGACCAGCUGAGCAGUGACCGGCCGGACCACAGCCACGCCAUCCGCCUCCAGCGCCAGUUUGACUUCUGCAUGGCCAUGGGUAGCCUCAUCUGUGAGCUGGUGCGGGUGAUGGGCAUGGAGGAGCAGCAGUCUGUGCCCCAUAGAGGGUCCUAUGUGCAGCGCACUCGGGGGAUACGUGUGGACACAGAUGUCUUCAGGACAUGUGACUAUACAAAGUACCCCCCUGUGCAGGUGAUGACUGUGUAUGCCCCCGGGUUCUGCCCCCCUGUGCAGGUGGAUCGACACUGGAAUAUUCUGGAGAUGAGGAAGAAGAUGAUGGGGGUGAUGGACACAGAGUCAGAGCCCCUUGAGGUGAGAUGUGGAGACCCCGUAAUGAGCAGGGGGGGGAUCUCGCAGGGUGACUGGUGGGAUCUUCUCUUCUUCAUCCGCCAACUGGAUAACAGGGACCAGGAGAAGGUGCUGGAGGUUGUCAGACAGGAUGGGGGGAAGCAGGAUACUCUCCAUCAGAUGACGGUGACCACCGGAGCAGCGCAGGAGGUGGUCCGACUCCUGUGUAAUCUCUGUCAUGGCCGCCUUCUGUGUGAUCUGCAGAACUCGCACCUUACGGCCGUUUCUGUCCAUCCCCGGCAUCAGUUGUGGAGCCUGGGGCCGCUCCUGGUGUUUCUGAGGAAGAAGUGGAGAUCAGUCCCUCCCCAUCCAGCUGGGGCCCAGGGGCCACCCGAGACCGCAGAUGAGAAAUCAGACCUCCACAUCCUAAACACCCUGCUACUGCUGGAAGGUCUGCAAGUCUCAGACUGUGAGAAGGCAGAAGGACCCUGUGGUGAGGAAGUUGGAGAGGUGAAGAGAUCACUGGAGAGCUGCCGGGCGCUGGUGCGUGACGUCUGCCAUAAGUCGGAGCGGGAUGUGAAGGAUUCUGACCGGGCUGUGACGUGGGAGCGGAUGGGUCAUAGGGAAAGUAGGCCCCCCAAAGGAGAGUCCGCACUAAAUGAACGGAUGGUGAAGAUGCUGGUGGAGCUGUUGGUGUCUCAGAUGAAGGAGCGGCUGGUGGUGGUCACGUGUCUGCAGGUCACCUAUGUGCUCAUGUCCAAGUAUGACUGGCGGGUGCUGUUUGCCACGGAGGGCGGGGUACGGGCGGUGCUGGGCUGUAUGCAGGAGCACCAGUCCUCAGCUGCCAUCCAACAUAUUGGCCUGGCGGUCCUGAAGGUGCUGACCGGGGUGGGAAGCUGUGACCUGCGAGGAAGCUCCCGCCGCUACGCCCUGAAUCCUGGAGAUGCCCAAGUAAUGAAGGAAAUCUUCUCCAGCAUCGGAUUGGCUGCCAGUGGGAGCGCUACAAGUCUGCUGAGGGCCAUCCCCGGCGCCAUCAGUAAGCUGCAGAGCACAGAAGGGUGCUUCCCCUCAGUCUACAAUGGGUUACUGGUCAUCCAAAUGCUGACUGACAACCACGAAGCGCUGUCCGAGCAGCUGUCCGGGGUAGAACUGCCCGCCGCCCUCCGCAGCUUCACUGGAGACAGCAACUCAAUGUCUGCAGCACAGUGGCGGCUACUGUCACUUAUCAUACACAACUGCCUGUCACAGCUUGGCGCGGAUGUGGCCCCAGUACAGGCCCUGCAGGACAUGGAUGUGGCGUCGUUGCUGAGCGCUCUGCAGGAUGUACAGACGUCUCAGGAGCUCCUGCCAUCUCUGGAGCGCGGUGUCUGUGGUGACACCUUCUCUCUGCCGUGUGAUGUCUCUCAGCUCCUCAGCCUGCAGCUUCUCUCCAGCUUGGAACAACUCCGCAGCGAGAAACCGCUCCAGCUCUGCAUCUACAGGAUCCUGAAUAAGUCUUUGUCUUUCUACCAAGAAGACACGCUCCCCUGGCACCGGAGCAUCGAGCCGUGUCUGACAUCUCUCGUGAGCACCACCAGCGACCAUGAGGUCUUCCAGGAGGUGGUCACCUUCUUACACCGCCUGGCGUCCAUCAACAAAGACUGCGCAGUGGUCAUGUGCCGCCUCGGAGCCAAAGAGACUCUGAAUAAAGUUCUAGAGAAGCAGAGCGCCACCCUGCUGCAGGCCACGGAACUGCGAGACCUUCUGAGUGACUGUGAGAAGUAUUCCAGCCUCUACCAGAAGAUGGCCACCAGCAUCCUGGCCGGCUGCAUCCAGAUGGUUCUGGGGCAGAUAGAGGAGCACCGGCGCUGCCAGCAGCAGAUCCACAUCCCGUUCUUCGAUGUUUUCCUGAGGAACCUGUGUCAGGGCUCCAGCGUGGAGGUGAAAGAAGACAAAUGUUAGAAGAUGGAAGUUUCCUCCAAUCCUCAUCGCGCCAACAAACUGACGGACGGGAACCCCAAGUCCUACUGGGAAUCGAGCGGCAGCACCGGAUCCCAUUAUAUCAACAUCUUCAUGCACCGAGGAGUGGUGAUCAGGCAGCUGGUGCUGGUCGUGGCCAGUGAAGACUCCAGUUACAUGCCGGCCCGGGUCCUGGUUAUGGGCGGAGAAACCUCGUCCAACAUCAGCACCGAGCUGAACGCGGUGAACAUCUCUAGCUCCGCCUCCCGCGUUGUUCUCUUAGAGAACACCACACGUUUCUGGCCGGUGGGGCCGGUGGUUCAGGUGAAGAUUAAGCGGUGUCAGCAGGGCGGUAUUGACACGCGGGUGCGGGGCCUGGAAGUCUUGGGGCCUAAGCCGACGUUCUGGCCGGUGUUUAAGGAGCAGCUGUGCCGGAGAACGUUCCUCUUCUACACCAGCCGAGCGCACAGCUGGGGGCAGGAGAUCUGCGAGAAGAAGGAGAGCCUACUGCAGCUGUUCAGCAGGUUGAACCGCGCUUUGUCACAUGAGCAGGAGUUUGCCGAUCGGUUCCUGCCGGAUGAUGAGGCGGCUCAGGCUCUGGGCCGCACCUGUUGGGAGGCGCUGAUAUCCCCCUUGGUGAGGAGCAUCACCACCUCAGACCCCGGAGGAGUCAGCCCCCUCAGCUGGCUUCUUACCCGCUACCUGGAGAACAUUCAGGGGGCGCGACGCCCCAAAGCCAAAACCUCUGUCUUCAACUCCCGGGUCCGCAGACUGACCCAUCUCCUGGUCCAUGUGGACACAAGCCCCCUGGACACGGCCGAGCUAAAGCCCCCCAGUAAAGCCAAUGGGAGGAGUCGAGACGCCCUCAGUCCUUCGGUGAGACCCUCCGGUUCCGGAUGGAGCAGUUUGGCCGUCGCUCAGUGCUGGCAGGGGGUGGUCUGGAAGCAGGUGCAGCGCUUCCUGGAGAUGUCAUGGAAUGAUGUGGAUCUGGUUCCCCGAUUCUGCUCCAUGUACCGGGCCCUCAGACGCGCCAUGGACGAGAUGUUUGGGCAACAGACGCGAUUCUUACUGUCUCUGCGCCAGGGAUUCUGUGAGGGACUGUUACAGCUGUCCUUCCUGACCGCGCUGCACGUGACGGAGCAGUUCGCUCGCUAUAUAGAUCGGCUGAUAACUGCGAUUCGUGCGGAUUCUGCUGAUCUCCGAUCCCUGGAGCAGCUCCGGGAAUUCUUGGAUUUUGUUCUUUUCUUGUCUGAUCUGGAAUUGGCCAAUUCCUUCGAGCAUUUCUACAGGCAUUACCUGGCGGACCGCCUCCUCUCCCUUGGACCCUGCUGGCUGGAGAACUCUGUGGUCGAUCACAUCGGAUUUGUUUCCCCAAACCGCUUCCCCCAACAGAUGCUGAAGAACCUGCAGGAGGCCAGAGAUCUGCAGAGAGAGGAACAUCUGUACCGCCUGCAGGAGCGCGAUAGAGGAGUCCUAUCAGAGGAGGAAGAGGAGGAGGAGGAGGAUGAGGAGGAGAUGGUGAUGGAGGAGAGCUCGGUGCUCCAGGACAAGGUUGUGGACGAUGCUGAGGUGCAGAUCUCGGUGCUUUCUCCUCGGUGUUGGUCGAUCUCCUCUCUCUGCUACCUGGACGAUCCCUCCAAGUAUUUUCCGGAGACCCUCAGCGCCCCCCUACAGCAUUUCACUGACUUCUAUAUAAAAAGUCAGGCGGUUCUGGGCUCCGCCCACACUCAGUCUCGCCGGCUGCAGUGGACUUGGUUGGGGAACGCCGAGGUCCAAUAUGGAGACCUGACACUUCGAGUCUCUACCCUGCAGAUGUUCAUCUUACUGCUCUUCAACCAGCACCAGGAGGUCUCCAUAGAGGAUUUGGAGCGUCAGACGGGGAUCUCUGGAUCUUUCCUCAUCACCUCAUUAGACUCCAUCACCCACAAUCCUGGGAUCCUGUCCCGUCAUGAGAUCUCAGGACAUCUUUACGUGAAUGAAGCGGCCCUGCAUAACUUGGGGUCACAGACGGUCCACGAUUUCCUCCCCAGACAGCGCGACAGGAGAAUUUCAGAGGAAUUGAUCUGCGAGCUGGAGAAGAGGAGAGACGCCCUGCUCCAUGUGCUGGAGCGCGUCAUGGAGGAGGAGCGGGAGAUCCACAUGGACAGGCUGCUGGUCAGGGUCUACCAGAAGGAGCGGCCCUCUCUUGCGCCCGGCGGAUGGUGUGUUCCUGGCGUGCUCUCUUGUGUAGGGCACCAUCUAGAUAUAAGGUGUUAUCUAUAGAAACCCGGCAAUCCUUAAUUCUGUGCUAUAAG
Molecule: messenger RNA, 4774 nt
Organism: Hyla sarda
Lineage: Eukaryota; Metazoa; Chordata; Amphibia; Anura; Hylidae
Product: cullin-9-like
Biological process (GO): ubiquitin-dependent protein catabolic process
Molecular function (GO): ubiquitin protein ligase binding
Source: RefSeq, a predicted model, not a curated record